CUGUGGCUAGGUCUUGUCUAGGGGUUGUUUCGCUGGCAGGCUUUCACUGUGUGAGCACACAGCAUGGUUUUAUCCUGUAGACAAAAGAACGUACAGGAGCUAGAAGGGCCUUCAAGGUGGAGCUAGGAGAGUCCAAUCAGUGCUAGGUAUGGCCGUUCUUCUGCCUCUCCUACCCAUCAUAAGGAAGUAGGUGUGACUGACUUUCUGGGAAAAGUCCCUCCUACCCUUCCCAGCACUAAGUGUCCACAAGCAGGCCACAGCUGGCUCUGCCACUAAGUCUGUCAUGGUGUCUUGGGACAAGGCUCACCUGGGUCCUAAGUAUGUGGGCCUCUGGGACUUCAAGGCACGAACAGAUGAGGAGCUGAGCUUUCAGGAAGGAGACUUCCUCCAUGUUACCAGGAAGGAGGAACAGUGGUGGUGGGCCACACUGCUGGAUACAGAAGGCAAGGCCUUGGCUGAAGGCUACGUGCCCCACAACUACCUGGCUGAGAAGGAAACUGUAGAGUCUGAACCGUGGUUCUUUGGUUGCAUCUCCCGCUCAGAGGCCACCCACAGGCUGCAGGCUGAGGACAACUCGAAGGGUGCCUUCCUGAUCAGAGUCAGCCAGAAGCCAGGAGCAGACUAUGUCCUCUCUGUGAGGGAUGCUCAGGCUGUGCGACAUUACAGGAUCUGGAGGAAUGAUACGGGCCAGCUGCAGCUGAAUGAGGUGGUGUCCUUUUCCAGUCUAUCUGAGCUUGUGGACUACCACAAGACCCAGAGCCUGUCCCAUGGUCUACAGCUGUCCAUGCCCUGCUGUAAGCACAAAACUGAGCCCUUGCCCCACUGGGUUGACUGGGAGAGGCCGAGGGAAGAGUUCACACUCUGUAAGAAGCUGGGAUCCGGCUACUUUGCAGAGGUCUUCGAAGGGCUCUGGAAAGACCAGGUCCGUGUGGCUGUGAAGGUGAUCUCUAGAGACAGUCUCCUGCACCAGCACACCUUCCAGGCUGAGAUUCAAGCCAUGAAGAAGCUUCGGCAUAAGCACAUCCUGCCACUGUACGCUGUGGCAACUGCAGGGGACCCGGUCUACAUCAUUACGGAGCUUAUGCCCAAGGGGAGCCUGCUACACCUCUUGCACAACUCUGAUGCAAAAGCCCUGCCUGUUUUGGAGCUGGUGGACUUUGCAUCACAGGUCGCUGAGGGCAUGUGCUACCUGGAAUCUCAGAAUUACAUCCACCGUGACCUGGCUGCCAGGAACGUUCUUGUUACAGAGAACAAUCUCUGCAAAGUGGGGGACUUUGGACUGGCCAGGCUUGUCAAGGAGGACAUCUACCUUUCCCGUGAGCACAACGUCCCCUACAAAUGGACAGCACCUGAGGCACUUUCCCGAGGGCAUUACUCCAUCAAAUCUGACGUCUGGUCUUUUGGGGUUCUCCUUCAUGAAAUUUUCAGCAGGGGGCAGGUGCCCUAUCCAGGCAUGUCCAAUCAUGAAACCUUCCUGAGGGUGGAUGCCGGCUACCGCAUGCCCUGCCCUCUGGAGUGCCCGCCCAACAUACACAAGCUGAUGCUCUGCUGUUGGAGCGGAGACCCCAAGCAGAGACCUUGCUUCAAAGCUCUGUGUGAGAAACUCUCAGGUAUCACCAAGUAUGAGAAUCUGGUCUGAGCUCCUUGGACAUGGCCAGGACUCACAGAAGAGGGCUUCAUGAUUACCCUGGACUUCUAUUGAAGGCACACACCAUCCUUCAGUUGACUGAGAUGAAAAGAUAGGAAAGAUAUCAAGCAUACUUCAAAUACUGCCUGUUGUCAAGGAAAAAGUAAAGAGGCAGCCAUGUUCUUUCCCAUUUAUCCUCCUCCAGGAGGCAGUACACAAAAUCCAGGAAGUCACACUCCGGCUUCUUCUUCCCUUCUUCUGUGAAGACUUCAUGUGACAGAGAAGCCAAGAAAAGUCUAGGCAACAGGCCUUGGAGAGUUCUUGCCAUAUCACUUUUGGAGCUUGACUGUCCACAAACAUAUACCCCACUCUUUAGCACCUUAAUUCUGCAGGAUUCUUAUGCCACAUAAAACUCGGAACAAG
Messenger RNA from Grammomys surdaster, 2050 nucleotides. It is a transcript of the gene Ptk6, whose product is annotated as protein tyrosine kinase 6. The coding region runs from base 284 to 1639 and encodes 451 amino acids. The record is from RefSeq and is a predicted model, not a curated record. The transcript has 8 exons. Gene Ontology annotation, molecular function: non-membrane spanning protein tyrosine kinase activity; ATP binding; signaling receptor binding. Gene Ontology annotation, biological process: protein phosphorylation; innate immune response; cell surface receptor protein tyrosine kinase signaling pathway. Gene Ontology annotation, cellular component: extrinsic component of cytoplasmic side of plasma membrane. NCBI's taxonomy places the organism in Eukaryota, Metazoa, Chordata, Mammalia, Rodentia, Muridae.